Ruditapes philippinarum (Manila clam) is the source of this 1410-nucleotide messenger RNA. RefSeq lists its product as uncharacterized. Bases 408 to 878 code for a protein of 156 amino acids. The record is from RefSeq and is a predicted model, not a curated record. The transcript has a single exon. Lineage: Eukaryota; Metazoa; Mollusca; Bivalvia; Venerida; Veneridae.
UAUGUAAACUAUAUAAAUGACUAAUAAAUAGGUUAUUAGAACAGUGGAGUAUAUCGAUUUUAAAGUUGACCUUCACGAAUUUAGUUUUGAAAUGCUGCAAUGUCAUUUACUGAAAAUGUUGGCAUUUCCUCAAUGGUAAUCUGACGUCAAUAAGAAGGUAGAAAGAUACGAUUAUUUUCAGUCGUAAUUUUAUCGCAGGACAAAUUACAAUUAUACUUUACAACGGAUUAUAAUAAAUGAAGAGCGGAUAGCUUGCCGUGAAAUAGGAAAAUAAUGUGCUGGAUUUAACAAUCAAACUGGCUGCGUGGUCGGAAAUUAAUCAGGGCCAGUUUUGCAACUUCCAAUUGCCCUUGUUACGGACCGUUAGUGUACUCGAGCCUGUGACAUUGGUUGAAAAUACUUCAAGGAUGUCGUCAUCUCUGUUUACAAUCAGUUCCAGUGACGCUUCUAAAUUAGUGAAAAACCAACGGAAACGUGAAGAUGAGAAAGUUUGCUUUCUGUUACAAGUGUCAUUCCAGUCAGUUUAUAGCGAUACCCCGAUUCCAAAUACGUGUUUGAAAAAGUUACCGCGAAUACUUAAUGGCAUUCCUUUGGGACCCGGCUUAAUGGCACGGGACCAGUUGGAGAGUAUACGUUGGCGAUACAUUGAAGGUGGAACCAAGUUACAUACUUUCAUCUCAGUGCCAAUGUACGAAGACGAAGCAGAAGAGGCGAAAAGAUACCUAAAAGACGGACUGAUGAAACAAUCACAGGCUGUUUUUGGUGACAUAACAGUGAAAGCUUCCGUUAUCUUGUCACAUUGUAUAAAUUAUGACGAUGAUUUAAUCAUUAACGACAUCGCCGUGCAUCUAGAUGAAGGACUACAUUUUAGGGACUGAUGUGCCAAAGGAUUUACUGUAGUAUCCCUACGCUUCGGGGCCUUAAAGACGUAUAAUUGAAUUGUGUUAACAGUUAAAUUCAGUUCACACACACACACGGUACUCUUUUUCGCGUGAUCACGCAUAUCUUUGUAGCAGGUCAAAUCAUUGUUAUCAUUCUGGAAGCCUGCAGUAGCAUGUAUUAAUUGAUAACAGAAAUUGUCAUUUUAAAUUUGGAAAUGAUAUUAACAUAUUAUUAUUAUUAACAUAUUUUAUGAUACAAUUCGUGUCCAAUGUAUAAUUUGAAAUCGUUACAAGUUUUGGCACGACCUUCAUAGACAAAGUGGUUUUACAAAUGCUUAAUCGUAUAUUUAUUUACGGACGAUUUAACCCUUAAUGUCUUUCAUGAAUGUAUAGAUUUUUGUUUACAUACUGUUAUAUAGUAAUAUUAACAUUUUAUUGUAAUUUUUGUUGACUUUUUAAGUUCGUUGUUAAUUAAUAUAUUGACCUAUAGUUAUAUGUGUUGCAGUGUUAAAGUUAUUGCGUACUGAUA